Molecule: messenger RNA, 4780 nt
Organism: Schistosoma rodhaini
Lineage: Eukaryota; Metazoa; Platyhelminthes; Trematoda; Strigeidida; Schistosomatidae
Source: the annotation of a GenBank genome assembly
AUGUUUGUCACUUUGCAUUAUGAUUCCCGCAGCAUGAGUCACAGUCUCUUAUCAAAUCAUAGAAAUUCUGCUUCAGUUGAAAUCAGUACUGAUUCUCCUGUUCAGAAGCCAAAAGAAAACAAAAAGAGUAUAUACAAUUUGGUUGCAGAAUCGAGCAAGUUCAUAGUUGAAGGAAAUGAAAAUAAUGAUAACUACCCAUCCUCAGCUCACAGAUAUACGGUGAAUUUUUCGAAAGUAUGCUCUAGCCAAGUAGGAGCAGAACAUAUGGAUUAUUAUGACUUUGAAUACAGAGAUUCGGGUGCAUGUUUUUAUAGAAACUCGAUUUUCAGUUGUGGUGAUCAGCAUCAAAAUUGGUUCGGUAUUAUUCCUAAUGAUGGGGCAAUAGCAAUAAGUCUAGUGAAAACGUCAAUAUAUUUCAAAUCAAAUUACGGUACAUCACCAUCAGAAGAUAAGCAAUCGCAUUCAAACACCGCUAAUAUUUCCUGUAAAGAGAGUAACUGUGAUAAGAAUCUACCAACAUUUGACAAGCAGACUGAGAGUAAAAAUCCUGGAACAAACAUGAACUAUUUACCAGCAUGGUUAGUAAUAGUUCGACGUGAACAAGGUUCAGAUCUACGUGGUUGUGUAAUUAAUAAAAGUUUAAUAGAAAACAAUAAAUCUAUAUCUUCAUUAAUCAUAACUGAACCUAAUAUAAACAAUCCUACUAUUCAUACAAGUAAUAACAGUUUAUCAUCAGGCAUCAUCACAACGAAUCUUACCAAUGAUAAUUCCUCAAUAACAGAACCAUCACUGAAGACAAGUUUAUCAACAACAAAAUCUAUAUCAUUAUCAUCAAUGAAUACAACAAUAACUACAAAUACAUCAAAUAUUUCCCAACUAAUGAUGAUGAAAAAAAAAUUAAUCAAGAAGAAUUCAGUAAAACUAAAUGAUUCUUUAUUCAAUGUUACUGAUGAACAAUUAGUAUUACAAUAUUUAGUAAACAAUGAUAAUGUUAUGGAUUAUUUAAAACCUGGUGUACCAGAUAGAACAGUUUAUGAAAAAUUAUUGAAAUUAGAUGAAAUGGAAUUAUUGAACAAUCACAAAUUCGGUGUAUUAUUGUGCCGAAAAAAUCAGUCAACUGAAGAAGAAAUGUACAAUAAUGAACACUCAACACCAGAAUUUGAAGAAUUUUUAAAGCUUUUAGGUCGUAAAGUUCGUCUUCGUAACUAUUCAGGAUAUAUUGGAGGAUUGGACUAUCGAAAUGACUCAACUGGAUUAGAGACAUAUGUUACUGAAUUUCGUGGAACAAAUAUUGUAUUCCUUGUAUCUACACUUCUACCAUAUGAACCUAAUAAAACAGAACAGUUAGCUAGAAAACGACAUAUUGGUAAUUCAUCUGUCACAUUUAUAUUUGUUGAAGAAGAUGCUAUGCCAUUUCAACCGGAUACAAUAAUUUCAGGAUUUCAAAAAGUAUUCAUUUUAGUCAAAUACAUUCGUUUAAAUAAUGAUAUUGAUGAUAAGAAUGAUUAUAAAUUUGGUUAUCGUGUAGCUGUUUGUCGAGCAAAAGAUGUACCACAAUUUGGACCAAUUAUAUCAAGUGAUUAUUUAUUUGAACAUAAUCUAUCGUUCGGCAAUCUUUUAUUAACUAAAGCUAUUAAUGCAGCUUAUGCUGUAUUGAAAUAUUCAAAAUUUCGUGAAAUUAUGCAACGUUCAAGAAGAGACUAUCUACAUCAAUUUUGUAAUGAACAUACGAUUAAUACAGAAAAUGAGAAUUUAAAACAUGGUAAAAUAAAUUUAUAUAGAAGACAUUCACAAGAUAAAUUAAAACAAUUAAAAAAUUCAAUUAAAUUUCGUAUCCAUGUAACUUCAUCAAUAGAACAUGAAUCUCUGCCAAUAAAAUAUCAUUUUGAUAGAAUAAUCCCAUUUCAUAAUCAAAAUCUUAAAUCAUUUGAUGAUUUAUAUAAAAUAAAUCAACGUGUUAAACGUAAUCAUUCGGAUAUAUUUAAAUUAAAUAAAAAUGAAUACAUACAUCUAUCAAAUACAUUUCAUAAUUUAUUUGAUUUUGGUCAAUGUUUAUAUGUUGGUUUAAAAAAAUGGCAAAAAUUAGAUGGAUGGCAUUCAGUAAUGGAAUUAUUACCUAAUACAUUAUUAAUGAAUAAUAAUAAUAGUAGUACUACUACUACUAAUAAUAAUAAUAGUAAUAUAUAUUCAACCGAUGAUUCUGUACAUAGAUAUUCAUCUAAUAAUCAUUAUUUUGAAACUCAAAUUGGUAUUAAUCGAAAUUGGUUAGUAAUAUUUGCACCAUAUACUAUAUCAACAGCUUUAGCCAAUAAAAUUUUGUUAGCUAUUCCAUUGAAUUCAAUAUUUGGUUGUUUAUUUGAACAUAAUAGAAAAGUAUUACGUAUCUAUUUUGAUUGUGGACAAUAUGUACAAAUACAAGAUAUAUAUAAUUCAUAUCAUUCAAAUGAACAAAAUACAUUAGAACAGCUAAUCAACUUUAUUUCUUAUUGUAUAUAUCCAAAAGUAUUACAAAAGUGUAGUCAAAUUAUAAUGAAAAUUAAAAACAAUUCAAUUCAUCAUAAUGAUUAUCAUAUCAAUGAUAAUGAUAAUGACCAAUUAAAAGAAUCCAAAGAAACCAUUCAUCAUCUUCAUCAUAAUCAUAAAUAUUCAACAAUGAAUGAUAAUUAUUAUUCCAUAUCAGAUAUAGGUUUAAGUUUAUCUUGUUUAAGUCCUAUUGAUAAUUAUAAUAAUAUAAAUUCAUUUCAUUCAUUAUCUUUAUCAUCACCAUCUUCAUUAUCAUUAUCAUCUAAUUUAAAUUUAUCAUCAUUUAGUUUAAAUCCAUUUCCAUAUAUAAUCAAUUUUUCAAAAAAAUUACAAAAUAUUAUUGAUUUCCAAUUCAAUAAUCAACAAAAAAUCAAUAAACAAAUUUUAUUACAAAUCAAUACAUAUCAUUUACCAGAAUUAAUACAUAUAAUACAAAGUAAAAAAUCAAUAUGGUGUUUACAAAAAUUAAAUAUUAUAUCACCAUUUUAUAAUAUUUAUUUUCCUAUAAUAUAUGAUAUACAAUUUACAACACAUUUAUUAACAUUAAUUAAUCAAUUAAAAUUUAAUAAAAAUAUAAUUAAAAUAAUUUUAUGUAAUUUACCAGAAAUUGAAAUAUUCAAUCGUGCACGUAUAAGAUGCCGUCAUAAUCAAUAUGUUAAACAUAAUAAUAAUAAUAAUAAUAAUAAUAAUAAUAAUAAUAAUAAUCGAAAAGAGAUACGUUUUUCAUAUCCUGUAACACUCUAUCCUGUCAAUCAUCAUCAUCAUCAACAUCAUGAUGAUAGAUUGAAUGAAACAAAUAAAGAUAAUUCAUUAUUACCAAUAAUUAGUUUACCAUAUAUUAUUAAUGUAUCAAAUGUAUAUUCAAAUAGAAAAAUAGAAAUAAAAAGAAAUUCACAAGAGUUUUUAAAUUCGGAUGGAAUGAAACAAUUAAAUCGAAAGUAUCAUUCAUUAGAUGUUCAACAAAUCCUCUCAAAUGAAUUGUACACAAGUACACAAUGUCAACAAAAGGCUGAUAACAAAUUAAUAACAAAAAAUGACAAUGAAACUUCUAUUGAUUUCACUUCAAAUGGUUUACCAACAAUAAACUUAAUUGAAACAGCUAAUUGUGUUCAAUCAAGAAGAAGAACACGUAAACCUGAGCUAAUUUUCAUGAAGCAAUCAAAUCAUAUGGAUUCAUCAACUGUUAGUCCACCAAAAAACGAAGAAUUAUGUUUGAAUAAAGAAACAGUAAUAAGAAUAUCCAAUAGUAAUCAUCAAGAGAAAAAUGAAACUAAUAGUGAAAUCUCUAAUCAAUCUGGAACAUAUGCAAAGAGCGUGAAUGAUCAGAAUAACUCUCCAACUCCAGAAAAUGAUAAAAUACAAGUCACUAAAAUAUCUACUACAGACCAAAAUAAUUUAAGUGAUUCUUCAUUAUCUACAUUAAAUCCAGAUUCGAAUAAAACUAAUGAUUUAUCAAUAAAUAAUUUAUCAAAUUCAAAUGCCGAUACAACAACUCAUAUACCAGUAAAAUGGAGACGUGCUAAAACUGAAAAAACUAAUUUACAUUAUAAUACAGAUGCUAGAAUUAUUACAAUACGUCGUCGAUUACAAUCAACUGGAACAAAUACAUGGAAUACGAAAUUACAUGAAAAUAUUACAUCCAGUAAAUUGGAACAAAAUCGACCAACUCAUUUAACAGUGAAUACCAAUAUGAAAUUUAAAAAUUCUUCAAUAGAUUAUAUACCACCAAUAAAACAAAAAAGUAGAUUAAAAAUAACUAAAGAAACAUUUACACAAUCUCAAAAUAUAUAUGAAUUGAAUAACCCGACAAUGGAUAAAUGUAAUAUAGAAAUUGAACAACAUUUAACAAAUAAUCAAUUGUAUGAUUUAACUGAAUUAAAUGAAAAUCAACUUCGAGAUCAUUUAAGAAGAAUAAAUGAAGAACUCCUAAUGGAACAAUCCCGUCGAAAUCAUUUGGCAAAUAUGUGUGCUGAUCUAUUGGAGGAAAAUCGUAAACUUCGUAACGGUCAAUCGGACAAUAUGAAUAAGCAAACAGAACAACAAACCGUAACCACUAAUACUUCUACUUCACCGACGAAUCAGCCAAAUGAAACGAUUUAUAAGAAUUACAACGGUAAGAAAGUCAAGUUAAGUUUUAUCAAUGGGAAAAUCAAACAGAUAAGUAGUAAUCCAAACAUAUGGAGGAAAUCUAAGGUAAAAUCUCAUAGUUUUAAUAACGAGAUAGAUUUGUAAAUGAUAUAUAUAUAUAUAUAUAUAU